ACAUGCUGGAAGAGCUUGCAGGUAGGGCUAUAAAAGAAGACUACAAAACGCCCGAAACUACAACCUGCAGUGACUUUCACUACUGACUUUCACUACUGACUGUUUACCUCUGGCCAUGGCUCUGCUCAGCAACCUCUGCAGCCUUCUCCUGGUGACUGCCUUAGUCACCCAGGCCUUCUCUGCCGAGUGCCCGGAGCAGUGUUAUGAUAAAGCUGGAAAUCUGUGUGCCCGAUCUGUUUACCUGAGUAUCUUUACUCUGAAUGAUGAUAAUGCUGACUCCACUGCCUUACCUUACCUUACCAUUGAGCUAAACGGAGGUACAGAGAUAAAAACCGUGAGGCUUUACGACCUGCCUGGUAACCAAUUUGAGAUAGCCAAGGGAGACCUGUGGGAGUUCGAGGUCGACGAUUUUGAAUUCAGUGAGCCGUGUGUAUCGACUGCAGCAAUCACUCAUGUUACUAUUAAGCCUGACACAUCAGAUGGUGAUGGAAUUUAUAUAAAGGAUGUAUUUACAUGGGUCCGCAGUGGGGCAGCGAGCGAAAUGCUGACCGCUGACUACGACAUCAAUGCAUGGUUGGAUGGUGAUACCCCAGAGUCUGCAAUAGAUCUCUCCAAGGUCUGAGUCAGUACAUGACACAUGCAAAUGGAACGGACAAAAGAGAUUUGUAAACUGAGUAGCUAGUAGAUAUUUAGUCAUCUGACUGUAGAUUCUAGACACCUGCUGUAGUCUGUAGUGUGUAGGUGUCUGUUGUUUAGUCCCCUCA
Geodia barretti is the source of this 764-nucleotide messenger RNA. The record is from the annotation of a GenBank genome assembly. NCBI's taxonomy places the organism in Eukaryota, Metazoa, Porifera, Demospongiae, Tetractinellida, Geodiidae.